Molecule: messenger RNA, 786 nt
Organism: Pristis pectinata (smalltooth sawfish)
Lineage: Eukaryota; Metazoa; Chordata; Chondrichthyes; Rhinopristiformes; Pristidae
Product: alpha-1,4-N-acetylglucosaminyltransferase-like
Biological process (GO): protein O-linked glycosylation
Molecular function (GO): acetylglucosaminyltransferase activity
Source: RefSeq, a predicted model, not a curated record
AUGACGCCGUUGAUGGUAUGCUCAGUGGAGUCUGAUGCUCGUCUAAACCCAGACAAACCCGACUACUACUUCUUGAAGGGAUUCAGUGGCAACUUGAGCCAGUAUCCACAGCCUGAGUACAGAGGCAUCCCUUUGCUCUCCUCAAUGAAGAAUAUUGUCAUUCUACCCUUAAAUUCCACUGAACUGUUUGAAGACACUCCAUUGAAAGGCUGGUAUCAAAAGGUAAAUCCGGAAAAGGAGAGGUACUGGAUCCACGUACUUGCCGACGGCUGCAAGUUAGCAUUGCUCUGGAAAUAUGGGGGUAUCUACCUGGAUACUGACAUAAUAUCAUUGAGGUCUACGCCAUUUGAUAACUUUACAUGUCCAGAGAUCACUGGAACUGUCAGCAAUGGGGCAAUGGGUUUUCAUCAUAAGCACCAUCCUUUUCUGUGGAAUUGCAUGGAAGAUUUUGUGGCCCAUUACACUGGAGAUCUUUGGGGUCAACAAGGUCCUUGACUGAUUACCCAUGUGCUGAAGAAAUGGUGCAACAUUGAUACCCCAGGGGCCUUCAUUGGCAAGGAAUGCAAUGGCAUCCCUUUAUAGAUCACAAAACGGUUCUACCCAGUCCCAUAUCCGGCUUGGGAAAGGUAUUAUGCUCACUGGAAAAAGGUGGAUAUAGAGAGUACCAUCUCAGCUACAUAUGGAGCUCAUGUCUGGAAUUACAUGAAUUCUGAAGAAAAAAAAGUUGUUGCUGGGAGUGGAUCAUUAAUUGAAUAUUUUUUCCAGUUCCAUUGUCCAAAUAAUUAA